This is a messenger RNA of Coccinella septempunctata (seven-spotted ladybird), 1779 nucleotides long. RefSeq lists its product as uncharacterized. The record is from RefSeq and is a predicted model, not a curated record. The transcript has 12 exons. NCBI's taxonomy places the organism in Eukaryota, Metazoa, Arthropoda, Insecta, Coleoptera, Coccinellidae. The coding region runs from base 175 to 1710 and encodes 511 amino acids.
AUUUUCGAUUAUCAAUGUGGAUGGUUCAUGAGGGAAGAAUAAAGAUAGGGCGACAUAUUUGUGUUACACAUAGAAAUCAAUAAAGAACUACAGAAAAAAACACAAUCGCUGUAUGAUUUCCUGUCAAACUAAAAUUUUAAAAGUCUGAAGUGAUUUUAUUCAGAUACAAAAGAUAUGCUUGACAUUUCUACGUUAUGGAUAUUAUUUUUUUUUACGUCCAUUCUUUACCGAGCUUCGAAUCAGAUGAACAUAGGAACUGUUCUGUUCGUGGACGAGGAUUUAAAAAGGAAAUGCUGGUCGCCUGCUAGUACGAGACUUUUACUAACGAGAAUGAUAGUGGAGGACCUGCUUCCUUGUCCGUCAAUAUUAAACAUGAUUGACGAUGAGAUUGUGUGCAAUUUGUUAGAUUACAUAAAGCUGGUUUACCACACCAUCAACAAGGAAACGACUGGAAAUAAGAGACACACAAUACUUCUGGCGUUCAGUGACGCAUUGGGAGGAUACAUGCGACAUGUAGUCCUCCCAAACGUCAAGUACUCCUUCUAUGCCGGCACUUUAGAUUACUCAAGCGUCGAAAAAAUGCAGGAUCUGUACAAAGAAACUAAAAAUCUACUGAAGACCAACGGUCAUGGAUGGGCGGAACCUGUUUGCGAUUCAUGUUGUAAAUGCGAACCCCACAGCUUCAGCAUAACAUGCCCCAAGGAUUGCAAGGCAUGCGAAUCUCUCACUUUAUAUUACGGACCCCGUUUUGAGAAUUUCGACAGGGCCAUUCCUUCUCCCUUUCCUGAUGUAGCCGUGCCUAUACCGUACUUUGACAGGCUGAUCAAACCCACAGUGCUGGCUGUGCCGUUAAAGAGCUACCCUCUGAGGGGUAUGCAGGCCCCGUGGGGCCUGAACCUGGUAGUCAAGUAUUACUUGACUGGCUACAAAUGCCUGGCCAAAAGACGCAGCACUAGGGCCAUGAGAAUGUUCCAAAACGGCGUGUAUUCCUGGAUGAUAGAGGAAGUGAUACCUCUUCUUGGAGACGAGGAAAUUUACACAGUGUUUGGAGGAGUUUUGAGGGUGUUAGCCACCCUGAAAAGGCUUGGAGCAAAACGUAUAGAUCUUCACGCAUUGCGCAAGCGCUACUCGCAUAUGGCUGACGCCUACGUCAGGAGGACUUCGAUAUGGACUUUCACCAAACACAAAAAGAUUGCCGUUGCCAUUCUGAUAUUCCUCUUCAUCUGGUUUAUGGUAGGGUUCUGCUUCAUUUGCUGCAAGUUGCGAGAUAGAGGUAGGAAAGGCGCUUCUGAGGAUGGAGGGUCCAGAAAGGGCUGCAAGUGUGAAGGGACCUUUAAAGGAGCGAUUAGAUCAGUCACUUGUGGCAUCAAAAAGACGAUUUCCACAUUUACCGGUGGCAGAAGUAGAAGUAGAAGCAGAAGUGGCAGCAGGAGUGCUUCUCCUGGGAAUAAAAGGGAUUGCAUGUGCUUCAACGUGAAACCAGAAGUAUACAAUGUGGAAGAAACGGAAGAGGAAUCAUAUUUAGAGGAUGAAAGCACUCAAAGAAAAAUUGGGUUGGAUGAAGGAGGUUCAAGCAACUUACAAAGACCUAUGUGUGCCCCAUCGUAUUCUUUUGGAUACGAUUUUCAAACUUCCACUUCCGAAAGUGUAACGGAUUCAGAUGGUGAGCUAGAAAUGAAUAGUCAAACUCCUGAAUCAAGGUCAAGAUGAAUACGAGCGAUGUUUUACACAAGUUAACUGCAUAUACAAUUAUUUUUAUGAUAAUAAAUUGUUUAAAAG